Molecule: messenger RNA, 3340 nt
Organism: Chroicocephalus ridibundus (black-headed gull)
Lineage: Eukaryota; Metazoa; Chordata; Aves; Charadriiformes; Laridae
Gene: TNFAIP8L3
Product: TNF alpha induced protein 8 like 3
Exons: 2
Coding region: 23-814 (263 amino acids)
Biological process (GO): regulation of apoptotic process
Cellular component (GO): cytoplasm
Source: RefSeq, a predicted model, not a curated record
CUCCGCUCCUCCUUUGCAGCCAAUGGCACUAAGCGAGGUGGCUGCAUGUGGUGGCGCCGACCCAGCGCCCGGGCUGGGAGGAGAGGAGGAGGCAGCAGGCUCUGCUCGCCGCUCGCUCCAGGCUCCCGCUCCCCGGCUCCGGGCACUCCUCCCGCCCCUCGCUGCCCCUCGCUCCCUCUCCCCCGCCCGUACCUGCAGCAUGGACUCGGACUCCGGGGAGCUCAGCGAAGGCGAGCCGGUCUCACCCGCAGGUCCUGAUUGUUUCAGUUCCAAGAAUCUCGCACUGCAAGCCCAGAAAAAGAUCCUGAGUAAAAUGGCAACUAAAACCAUGGCCAACAUGCUGAUUGAUGACACGAGCAGCGAAAUCUUCGACGAGCUAUACAAAGUAACAAAGGAACACACGAGAAACAAAAAGGAAGCCCAUAAAAUUAUGAAAGACCUGAUUAAAGUGGCAAUAAAAAUUGGGAUCCUCUAUCGAAAUAAUCAGUUCAACCAGGAAGAGCUGGAAAUCGUUGACAAGUUCAGGAAGAAGCUGAACCAAACUGCCAUGACAAUUGUCAGUUUCUACGAGGUAGAAUACACUUUUGACAGAAGUGUUCUUGCAGAACUUCUGAACGAAUGUAAAGACCUUUUGCAUGAACUAGUAGAUCGACACCUGACACCGAGAUCCCACGGGCGCAUCAACCACGUCUUCAAUCACUUUGCGGAUGUGGAAUUUCUAACUGCCCUGUACAGUCUUGAUGGGGAUUGUCGGCCAUACCUCAAAAAGAUCUGCGACGGCAUCAACAAACUACUUGAUGAGAAGGUCCUCUGAAACUACACUCAAAAACAAGAAACCAACCAAAAACUUCUCUCUAGAACUGGCCACCCUUCACGAGCUGUGGUGAGCAAGCGAGCUUCCUUCCUACUGGUCUCUUACCAGAGUCUCCAGCAGGGGCCAGAAAGUGCUCACCAGGCUCGUGAUGAAGUGGAAAACUGCAAUCAGAAAGCUAUCAAUUUUAAUGUUUUGUUCAGAUAAUUCAGUCUUUUCCAAGGAGCGGAGUGAACAAGGCUGCUGAUGUAUAUUGUUCAGAAACAGAUGGCGAUACACCAUGAUCUUCCUGGCUUUCUGUUCAAGGCUAAAGGCGUGAAAAGAAAGUAAACUCAAACACAUGGCUAUGUAAAAAUAAGACAGGUGACGGCAACGAGCAACACAUGGAAUUUCCCCCCAGGCUGCCCUUGGUGCGUAUGUUUUUAUUAUUCCCACACUAACUGAAAAAGCUUAGGCAGAAAGUAGGGCCGUAAUGGAUUAAGCUCGCUCCUUUCAAAAGGACCAGGGAUCAAUAUGAGAAGGCAUCUCUGAUUUUACAUAGUAUUUAAGCCUACUAGGGGAAUAACAAAUAAUGCAAACUGAGUAGAAGUGGGAGAAAAUUUAAAGAGCUGCUCUAUGAAGCAAUAUUUUCAUUAAAGAGUUUUGGUUUAUACCCGAGAAUAACAAGAGAAGGUUUCAUUCUAAUUUUGAAAAGCAGCUCAGUAGUUCAAGCUCAAAGAUAACCACAAACCUAGAUAAAGUAGUACAUUGGUGUAGCCCUCUUCGGUAACAUCAGAUGAGUUUAGGCUGAAGGUUGUGCUGCUCUUUGUGCUCUUGCUGUUUUGCUGGCCAGAACUAAAUACUCUGGGAAGAUUUUGAAAUUGCACUUGUGAAGAGGAGCAUGACUAAGACACCAAUGGAGCUACAAAGCGACGUUUACAGGCCCUGUCCUCAAAAUAUUCAGCCUAGAUAAAACCCUCGGUUUAACGUGUCCAUGAUGUUAAUUUGUGCCUACGGGAAGACAGAGGUGUGAUAAAAAAGAAAGCCCAUCCGCUACGCUUAUGGUGCCAUCCAAGCGUAGUAUCUCCACAGGAGUCUUAGAAGAACUGUCGCGGUGACUCUGGUGAGCUUCACGAGUGACUUGUUUGUUCAGAAUGUUUUCAGUGACUUUCUUUUUCCUUUUUUUAAACAAAAUACACUGAUGUCUUCAAACUGAAAACAUUUUGCAGAGAAAUACCGGUUUCUGUACGCUUUUGUUAGGAUUAAGGGAGAAUCAGGGCAGAGCAGAUACACCAACUUGCUACUUGCUGAAUCUCGCUGACCGUAAGUAGAAAGAAGAAUGUUCGGAAAUCUCUCCUCUCCUCACCCAAGGCAUCUUAUCCUCCAGACUCACCUCCAUCCACUGACACUUCAGUGUCAUGUACCAUCUCCUUUUAGUUGCCACAGAUAGAAGACAAUUCCAUUACCUGGAGGUUAACACCUUCCAUAUCACAUAUAUUAAAAUACAGAGAUGCAUGUACUUGAAAAUUGACAAAGACAAUAAAAUAUAUUUAAAAGCCAUUCCUCUCUAAGGAAGACUUCCAGUAUUAUCACCCAUUACUUCAGGAUAAGAAAAAUUUAUGUUUCUCAUUUAAACUCUGAAAUACUAUGGUGGUAGAGAAAACUCUUCAAAGUUUUCUUCUUCUUCUUCUUUCCUCACCCCAGAAUAACUAUAUUGUCUCUCUUGCAACAACAGUUUCGCCCAUCACGCCCUUACAGGGUUGAGAAUACACAUACCCAGAGCACGUAUUCACUAGGGCUGCGCUAGAUGGAUUUUUAUCUGUUCCCAGGAGAACUCAUUUUGGAGCACAGUAAAAAUGGCAGCACAAGACAUUACCAGAGCCGUCUGUAACAAUGGAAUUUUCCUCACACAUUUCCUUUAACCAUAAAAACGUAUAUUUAGUAGCAAUGAAGGUGGACAAUUCCUUUGCAAGGCAGCACGGUAAUGAAAUACCAACAUUUGAGGUCUCAAGUUCAGCCAUUUGCAGAGCCAUAUUUACAGGCACCAUUAGUUGCAUUUUUCCAAGCACAUACUUGUCAAUUGAUGCUUUUGAACAGUAUUUAUGGUAUCCAACGCUCCUGUCCCAGUGCGCACGUCAGAUUCUGCGUGUUUGUUUCACUUGUGGCAAACAAAUUUAAGUUCUUUUUUUAAAGCCAGAAAAAAAAAAAAAAAAAAAAAAGAGAUUAUUCAACAUUCAAGAUGUCCAAAGGAAAGGGAUAUCCUGUGUCUGUGACUUUCUUUUUGUGUGUUGCAAGUAUCAAUAUUCAUAUUCUGGUAUUUUAGACAAACCAGCUGAACAUCUGUUGUUUUAUUUAUAAAUCUGAGUAGCCUUAAGGAAAGAGAAUGUUUUCAAGUAUUUCUCAUACUUGCAUAUACUGUAUAUUCAUUGUUUACUUUUGUACUUGUAGCUUGGUAUGUAAUAACAUUGCUAAAAUACGGGCAAUGUUCAGGUCACCUUAAGUAUAUGAUCUAUUAUCAUAUUUGUGGAUUAAAAAUGUGUGAUUACUGCC